CCACAUUGUGAAAGAUUUGUUGGUGCUGGCGACUCGCUAUAACCUAAAUAGAUGCAGCUGGUGUCUAGAUGCACCGAAGGAUAGAACGAGUAAAUUUGUGUUUGGAGGCAAAUAAUGACACCCUGAGGAGUCUGAAAACAACUCAGAGUCGCAUAUUGCCCAGCACGGUCCGUGGAAGGAUAAAGGCGUGGAGGAGCUGCUGGAGCUCUCGCGAGGGCUGAGCCUGAGCUUUCCCAAGGAUUAUUUAGUAGCUAUUAAUAAAAAAGUGAACCGCCCACCUGCCCUUUUUCCCUCCACAGCUGACCUGAGGCUCUAAGGGGUUUUUUCCUUAAAUGAACCAGGCUUAAAUGAACCAAGAGAACUCUAUGUUGUGGCCUUGAGCGCCCGCCACCACCCUCCGGUUUAUUUUACUUCCUGAAGAAAGCAUCGUGGUUUUCUGCUCUUCCUUUCCUGAGUUUUUACAUUAGAUGAUUUGCUGGUGAGAAAAGAGGGGAAGGGGAGAGGAGAUGGUCCCAGGAGAGCUGAUAAAUUCAACACAAACCCAGCCAUGCAGCAAAGGCCUUCAUCUGUCUCUCAUCUGGGGACGUUUUCAUCUUGUCACGGAGAGAAACGCACGUGCACACACAUCCACACACAUCACGAAACCCACACAAAUGAAACCCUCUCUUCGGAGAAGCCAGCUACAGGAAAUUGGCUUAUGCACAGGAACUUGCUAAUCUCUUUUGUCACAUUCGGAUUGUUCCUGCUGCCACAGUCACUGCGCACACUAAACCUCAACCAUCUGGGUUGGGUUCUCUACUAGCCUAACUCUUAAAAUUUCAGGUCUCCCAACAUGAAACAGUUAUAUGCUUGAGGAGGAAGGGAAGGUCGAUCCUUCGGCUGCUGUUGUUGUUGCUUACCUGCACCGAACAAAUUUGACUUCCGGAGUCCGUUAUAUUGAGGUCAAGAAAUUUCUUCGGCGUUCGACAGCAGAUGACUUGGAGACAGUUGUCCAGUCGGUGAGCGUUUGGGAGCCAUUACUCCAGAACUCUCCUCCGAGGGCCCCAAGCACCGAGAUGCUGGGCUGGCCUUGAGAUGAAAUCCCUCAGCAGACAGGACACCGUCUCUAAGGCUGAUCUCAUCGUCUGAAGCUCUUUCACCUGCAGUGAAGGAGAAUUCGUUUGACCCUUUCAUGAAAUUCAGAUUCCGCCACAUUUAUGCAGCCCUGUUUAAGUGGCCGGCACCAAAUAUGGUUGCUUUUAAUUCCCCAAGUGGCUGGGAUCCAUUAGAGACUGAAGCGGCAGAGAUCAUUGUCGGCGCUGUCCCCAUUUCUCGGAGCAGAAGCCAGCAGAGAGCUGUUGGAACACAUCCCUUUUGCACAACAGUUGAAGACCGGCCUUUAGAGGUUUCCCAAGUAGAUGGUGCGUCUUCUUUGGAUGGACUGGACCAAGUAAUAGGCUGCAAACUGCUCUGGGGUCCCAAGAACACUGACACUUGUGGUUUUCAUUCCCCGUGUUGAAUGGCGUUUGCUUCCGAAGCCCACUGAGGGCUCGUUUCCUCAGGAUUCUGAACUUGAAACUAGGAACCCUUGCUGGGAAGAUGCUGAGUUCCAUCAAAUGUGUGUUGGUGGGAGACUCCGCUGUGGGGAAAACCUCCCUGUUGGUGCGCUUCACCUCCGAAACCUUCCCCGAGCACUACAAGCCCACGGUGUACGAGAACACGGGCGUGGACGUCUUCAUGGACGGCAUCCAGAUCAGCCUGGGCCUCUGGGACACAGCUGGCAACGACGCCUUCCGGAGUAUCCGCCCCCUGUCCUACCAGCAGGCGGACGUGGUGCUGAUGUGCUACUCCGUGGCCAAUUAUAACUCCUUCCUGAACCUGAAGAACAAGUGGAUCGGUGAAGUCAGGAACAACCUGCCCUGCACCCCCGUGCUGGUGGUGGCCACCCAGACGGACCAGCGGGAGGUGGGGCCCCACCGGGCCUCCUGCGUCAGUGCCGUUGAAGGCAAGAGACUGGCCCAGGACGUGAGAGCCAAGGGCUACUUGGAGUGCUCAGCCCUCAGCAACCGGGGGGUGCAGCAGGUGUUUGAGUGUGCCGUCCGAACUGCCGUCAACCAAGCCAGGAGACGCAACAGAAGGAGGUUCUUCCCGCUUAAUGAGUGCAAGAUCCUCUAAACCUCAGAGACUGCACCCAGCACGCACUCACCGCCAAGACUAAUGGGCAUGGAUGGAAGAGCGGGCCGGCCAGCAAGGAUUGAUGCUCCUUCCGGGUAUGUCCUGACCGCGUUUCCUUUCGGAUACAGUUGUGGAUGAGACUGGCUAUUUUAACUAAAUACAUUCUACAAAUGAAGAACUCUUUGCCAAGUACAGUUAGAGGAUCCCUUGGGAAACUGUAAUGAAUAUUCUCUCUUCGACUAAAAAAAAAAAAACCAAAGUGGUCUCCAUAAUUUUGGACAAUGAAGUGAGUUUUCCAAAGAAUUCCAUAUUUAAAGACACAUUUUAUUUAAAUAACAAAAUGACUAGCACUUGGAUAUAGUUAGUAUUCACACUUGGAAAUUCCUUUCCUACCUACUCACAAACACAAACUGACAUAUGAGUGAAAUGACCAUCUAGGGCUCUACCAUAUGUUUGUAAUAUUAUUCUUUUCACCUGAAGUAGUAACUGUGUUGAAACCACUUGCCUGCUAGAUUUUACUAAGUAAUCAAAUUUGAAAAUUAUUAACUGAUCCUUGCCAUUAUUUUUCUACCCACUUGUUAUUCAGAGUUGUAUUAAAAUACAGUUUAAGGACAUAAGAGACUUUAAUACUGCCUAAUGAUUUUAAACAGCUGUCAUUUUAUGUCACCGAAAUUAUUUUUAAAAAGCAUUUCUUAUUUAUGGUAUGGCCUUUCACCCAAAGAACUCCAAUUAUGCCCUGUCUUCCUCUCUUAUUCAUCAACACAGAUGGAAAGGAAACCUUUCAGGUAGAGAAUCAGCUCCAAGUGAUGGAGAGAUGCACGUUGCCUGCUUCUUCAGACACUGGGGUUUCCUAUCUGGUUGUAGGUCUUGUGAAAGAGUAGGCUCCAAGUUCCAUAUGAUGGUGAUUUAGCAAAUUUGUCAUUUGAGCUCUCAACUGAGCUGGCCUGGCAACAUAAUUUAUUAAUUUUAGGAUCUAAUCAUGAAGGUGUCUACAUGUAUAUGCAUGUGUUUAAGGGGAAAAUAUAGAAUUUGUAGCUUUUAAUAUUUUAUGAAUAUGAAACACCCGAGUGGACAAAAAUCACAAAUUCCAGGCACAGGGAAUGGGAAAACAGUAUAGCAAUUACUUAGAUAAUAAAACAGUUAUCAGGGGGAAACACUGAAUAAAUAGGGACACCCCUUUAACACCCAUUCUAUCAGAUAGCUUAAAAGCAAUGGUUAUUGACCAUCGGUUAAAGUUGGGAACGGAGGCCUGUGUAAUUUAAGAAAUUGUGAAGGCUGGAACCCAGGUGUUUCCUUUCCUCACCUAAUCAAAUAAAACCUAGACCCACUGUGAACCACUUUUAUUAAAGCACAUCUUUGUUUUAUAGAAUAAUGUGCCACAACACAACAAUGGUAAGGCAGCAGCAUAAAUAGCUACGUUGACAUAACCAAACCAACUAAGUUCCCUUAGGUGGCCAAUUCUUUAUAGCUCUGAUCUGUGCCAAAGUCAAAUGAGUUCUCAUCUCCACACUGCCCUCUCUUUUUCUUCUCUCAUUGACAUCCAGUGCAAGGGCUGGGACCAGGGUCUUAGUCUCUAGGGCUGAGGUUCCCUCAAUAACCUGGGGCUGACUUAUCUGCCUUCGCCCAGACAGCUCCAACUCUCCAGGCCCAUGGCUCUUCCUUGCCUCUCUGUCACCUGGUCCCUUGACUUGAAAGCUACUUUAUCCAGCUCUCUCUAUGGGGCGUCACGAGGCUGACCAGGCAGGGGCCCAGGCAGGGGAGGCAACGGGAGCUCAUCCCUUCUUGAUAUCUUUGUUGAUCCUCUUCUCCAGCAAUUGCAAAUGGUCUUCAAUAAUUGGUGCAGACUUUCCUUCAGGGCCAGGCUUUAGGGCGAGGGGGGGUAUUUAACAUGAUAGCAGAAAUAAAUUUCUAAUGACUAUAAUUGGCGCUCCCCAAGAAUUCUUUCUUUUCCUUCUUUCUUUCUCUCUUUUCCAUCUCUUUUCCAUUUUUCUUUGUUUCCCUUCCUUUCUUUUCUUUCUUUGUUCCUUCUUUCUUUUUCUUUCCCUCCCUCCCUUCCUUCCUUCCCUCCUUCUGUCCUUCCUUUCUUUCUACCUCUCUUUCUUUCCACCCCUCCCUUCCUUCCUUCUUUCAGGAGACUGGUGUAGGGAGGAUGGGUAGGGAUCUGAAAAUGAGAAGGGCCCAGAUGCUUGAUUCUAAGUGAGGGAAGAGGAGACAGAGGAAGCAGUAGAGGAGGGAAGGCCAGAGAGUGCACGGCCGACGACUUGGCCUUCCACCCAGGCAGACACACACAGGAGCCCUCUGCUUAUCGGCUGGACCCAAGCUUAAAGGUUCCCUCUGGGAACCCUCCCACUUGAGAAAAGGAAGUAAGCUGUCCCCAGGGAUGUGGCCUGGCCGAAAUGGAGGCCAGCUGGUGUCUGUCUUCCCUCCUGGACCACCAUUCUUGAAGGCAGAGCCGCCUUCUGUUCCUCUCCAUGUGCUCCUGGCCCAGCUCAGGGAAGGAACCAUAGCUCAACAAUGUUGUCUUGCAUUGAAUUGGAGAGAAGGACAAGAAUUGGGUUGAUGUGCCGCCAAGUGGUUAUGGGAAGUGGAGGUGAGGGACCCUCAUGAGCCUUGCAGGGGGAAGAGUCAUUCUGUGGGAAUCCAUGCAGUGCAGGUUCUACAUGACUGAAUACUGACUUUUCCUGCCUCACUCAGGCUUGUAUUUCUCACAUUUCUAAACUUGCAGUACCUUUCUAAACUUGUAUAUCAAUUCAUAACCAUCUCAAAUAGCAACAUUAAAUCUGCCCUUGUUUACACUGAAGCGUUGGUUUGAAUGGUUGAUUCACCCUAUUCUGACACUGACUAAAUGGGGCGGCGCGGCAGAAGCUAGUGUGAUGAAAUUAGGCCGAGUGAUAAGAAAGCAGAAAGCAUCCCAAUGGUUAGAGUUUGCUGAGGGCUUUGGAUGUGCCAGGCCCUGUGCUAAGUGCCUGAGUGUGUGUCAUCUCCCUCGUGGUGUGCGUAUCACCUUACAAGAGGAAACCGAGGCCUGGCACAUUGACUGACAAGCCCAAAGCCACACAGCAAGGGGAGUGGCAGCACUGGGAGUGGCAGCACCAGGAGGGGCGUGUGGGUCUGCCAGACUCCAAAGCUCUGCUCAAAACCACUGUGUCCCACUUCCGCCCAUAGCAGCCCGACUGUAUGGCUUUGUCACAUCCCAUCUCAUGUAACCUUAUAGGCCCCAACCCUACAAGUCAAGUGGCCUGUAUUUGAAAACUUAUUUUCAAUAAAAUAUUCCAAGCCUGA
Phacochoerus africanus (Common warthog) is the source of this 5436-nucleotide messenger RNA. RefSeq names its product ras homolog family member H (gene RHOH). Gene Ontology annotation, biological process: small GTPase-mediated signal transduction. NCBI's taxonomy places the organism in Eukaryota, Metazoa, Chordata, Mammalia, Artiodactyla, Suidae. The record is from RefSeq and is a predicted model, not a curated record. Gene Ontology annotation, molecular function: GTPase activity; GTP binding. Bases 1579 to 2154 code for a protein of 191 amino acids. The transcript has 5 exons.